Molecule: messenger RNA, 5848 nt
Organism: Syngnathoides biaculeatus (alligator pipefish)
Lineage: Eukaryota; Metazoa; Chordata; Actinopteri; Syngnathiformes; Syngnathidae
Gene: ptk7b
Product: protein tyrosine kinase 7b
Exons: 20
Coding region: 667-3825 (1052 amino acids)
Biological process (GO): synapse organization; protein phosphorylation; homophilic cell-cell adhesion
Cellular component (GO): axon; neuronal cell body; plasma membrane
Molecular function (GO): protein kinase activity; axon guidance receptor activity; ATP binding
Source: RefSeq, a predicted model, not a curated record
AAAAAAAAAAGAAAAAGACUGAUGAAAAAUGUCUGAUGAAGUUGAAAUUGUGGUCACGUUAAUCCUCCAUAGAGUAGACGCUCACAUCCCAGUGCGGUCGACAGUUUAUUUUGAAAAUCCACGCAGGACCGGGAUUGUAUCCCUCAUUUUCGCUUCGACUCACUUUUACAAACACAUUGAGGCGAGUGAGUGGAAGCCAACUUGGAAACGCCGCUUAGGGAGCUCAAUAAGCUCCAGCGACUCGGUGGUCGGCGCCUCUGGAGUACGGCAGGAGGAAACCGCACACAACAGGGCUGGAAUUCACAGCCGCUCUCCUUUGCUCAAAACUUUUUAGGUUCGCUUUGAAAAAAAGAAAGGAAAACAACUUUCGGGCUUUCUUUUCUCGAGUUAGUUCCAAGUGUUCUCCGUCUGUCCGGCCUUGGAAGCGAAUGACCCGUCCCCACAUGCCUUGUUCCCUUUAGUGGCCCUCACGACCAGGUGAGCUCCAAACCGGAUCGCACGGCGAACACCUCUGUAGGCAACGCUGGCCUUGGCUUUUGAGCCGCGCGGAUCCCUCUGACGCCCCCAGUCACGCUUAACGCCUUUGGAGAGAAGCACUGUGGAGCCGACGUGGAUCUAACAACGGAAGCAGAGAAUCGACGCGCACACGGCGGGAGAAGACUCAGAAUGGAGCCGCUGUACGCCAUCGGUGUCUUCUGCUUACAAGUUUUGUCCAUCCAGGCUGCUGGCAUUGAGUUCACCAGGGAGCCCAAGUCUCAGGAUGCUCUGCAUGGGCGUAGCGCCAUGCUCCGCUGUGAGGUCAGCGAGCCGACUGACAUCACCUACCGUUGGCUUCACAAUGGCCAGCCGUUGGAAAACAGCGACAGGCGCUACCAGGAGGGCAGCAAUCUCAAGUUUAACGCUGUGGACCGCCAACUGGAUGCAGGAAACUUCGAGUGUGUGGCACAAAACACUGCAAUAGGAGAGGUGCUCCACUCUACCAAUGCCUCCUUCAAUAUCAAAUGGUUAGAAAGCGGUGGCGUGACAUUAAAGGACCCCACCUCAGAAGGGGAAAUUGAGAGCUCAGCCCCUGUCACGCUUCGCUGUCACAUUGACGGACACCCGCGGCCGACUUGCCAGUGGUUCAAAGACGGGGUAAAGCUGACUGAGAAGAGCCAUCAGAUCAACAACAAGGAGCGGACGCUCACAAUCAAGAGCGCCACUCCAGAUGACAAUGGCUUAUUUUACUGCUGUGCCAAGAACGCAGCCGGCCAUGUUUGCAGCAACAGUAACUUCUCUCUCAACAUAAUUGAUAAGAGCUUUCCCCGACCAGUUGUCACUCCCGAGGACCAGGUGGUUCUGAGGAAUGAAGAAGCUGUUUUCCACUGCCAGUUCACAGCUGUGCCGCCUCCUGCUUUAGAAUGGUACCAUGAAAGUGAGCUGCUGGUUAACAAAACUCGUAUUUUCCUGCUGUCCAAUGGGUCACUGCUCAUCACCCAGGUAAAACCCAGGAACACGGGCUUGUACAAGUGUGUUGGGCGCAGCGACAGCGGUUCAAAAGUGACACACGAGGCUUCUCUCCUCAUUGCAGAGAUCGAUGACAUGAUGGCCAAGAUGUCAAAAGUUUUCACAGCAGACACUUUGCAGCGGGUACCCUGUCAUGCCCCACGGGGACGACCCCAGCCCAAAGUAUGGUGGGAGAAGGGUGGUCAGCGAGUGCCCACAGAGGGACGAGUGUACCAGGAUGGCUCGGAUCUGGUCUUCAGUCCAACUGAGGCGGGCGACUCUGGAGUCUAUACCUGUGUAGCUCAAAACAAGGCAGGGCGCAGAACACAAGAAGUUACCUUCACUGUAGCAACCUCCCCUUUGUGGGUAACGAUGCCCCAAGACAGUCGUUUGGAAGAAGGUAAACCGGGUUAUCUGCACUGUCACGCCCAAGCCACUCCUGAACCUGAGGUUAUGUGGAUGCGCAACAACAUCAUGAUCACUCCUGAGGACUCCCGUUUUAAAGUGUUUCCAAAUGGCACCCUGAGGAUCAACAGUGUGGAGGUGUACGACGGACAGAUCUACGGGUGUGAGACCAAAACAGUGGGUGGUCGACUGUCUGGCCAGGCCAGAAUUACUGUCCUGGAGAAGCUCAAGUUCACCCCAACCCCCCAGCCCUCACAGUGCCUGGAGCUUGAUAAUGAGAUCACCAUCCAGUGCUCGGCUAAAGGCAGAGAAAGUCCCACUAUCCGCUGGACGAAAGCAGAUGGAGGAGAACUCCCUCCCCGUGUGGAGCAGAAAAACGGCCAGCUUCACUUCACCAAAGUCACUCGAAGUGAUGCCAGCAAUUACACUUGCAUCGCCUCCAACAGCCUCCAGGGGGAGAUCAGAGCCUUGGUGUCACUCACAGUGGCAGUAUACAUUCGCUUUAAAGUGGAGCCUGAAAAUACUACUGUGUACCAGGGCCACACGGCCAUACUGCACUGCCAGGCCACUGGCGAUCCUGAGCCUCAUAUCCACUGGAUGGUUAAAGACAAGAUGCUUGACAUCAGUAAGAACAGAAGGAUCCAGAAGAUGCCCAAUGGCUCCUUGGUAAUUUCAGAUGUCACAACAGACGACACAGGCAGAUAUACAUGUGUGGCAGGAAACAGUUGCAGCAUCAAAGACCGCGUGGCUCAGUUGUAUGUCGUUGAUAAACCAGCACAUACGCAUGACGAGGACGAGGACAGAGCGCCUUACAAGAUGAUUCAAACCAUCGGCCUGUCUGUGGGGGCGGCCGUGGCGUACAUCAUUGUGGUGCUGGGCCUCAUGUUCUACUGCAAAAAGAGGCGCAACGCCAAAAGACAGCACAAGCGUCCAGAUGGAGACGAGCCAGAGAUGGAGUGUCUCAAUGGAGAGGCUGUUCAGCAAAAUGGCCACACCACCGCUGAGAUCCAGGAGGAGGUGGCGCUGACAAACAUUGGCACCAUGACAACAACCGAGAAGCGCCACAGCCACGUUAACAGCGACAAGGCUCACUUUCCCAGAGCAAACCUGCAAACUAUAACUACCUUAGGUAAGGGAGAGUUUGGGGAGGUGUUGCUGUCCAAAGCCAAGGGCAUCGAGGAGAGGGAGGAGGAAACGGUGGUGCUGGUGAAAAGUCUCCAGACCCGAGACGAGCAGCUUCAGCUCGACUUUCGCAGAGAAGCGGAAAUGUUUGGCAAGCUCAGCCACCCCAACGUGGUCCGCCUGCUGGGUCUGUGCAGAGAGGCCGAGCCUCACUAUAUGGUCCUCGAAUACUACGACCUGGGAGACUUAAAGCAGUUCCUGAGGAUUUCCAAAAACAAAGAUGACAAGGUUAAAUCUCAGCCCAUAAGCACCAAGACCAAAGUUUCCAUCUGUGCCCAAGUGGCUCACGGGAUGGAGCAUCUGUCCAAUCAUCGCUUCGUUCACAAGGACUUGGCAGCCCGAAACUGCCUAGUCAGCAGUCAGAGACGAGUCAAAGUGUCAUCGCUCAGCCUUAGCAAAGACGUUUACAAAAGUGAGUACUAUCACUACAGACAAGCUUGGAUCCCCUUGCGCUGGCUUCCGUCAGAGUCUGUGUUUGAAGACGACUUCUCCACCAAGUCUGAUGUUUGGGCCUUCGGAGUGCUCAUGUGGGAGGUAUUCAGUCACGGAGAAAUGCCGUACACCAAACUUGGAGACAACGAAGUGCUAGAAGGCCUGCAGACCGGCAAGCUGAAGCUGCCCCUCCCAGAGGGAUGCCCCUCCAAAAUGUACAAGCUGAUGGUCAGCUGCUGGGCCCCCAGCCUCAAGGAGCGCCCCUCCUUCAGCGACAUCGUCCACAGCCUGGGAGAGCCGCCGUCGGACAGCAAAGUCUGAGGCCGUUAAGAAGGGGAACAUCCUUCCACUACGAAUAAAGACAGCAAUGUCUCACAUUUCAGGGAAGAAGCAUUUUAAAUAUGCAUUUAAGACAUUUUAGAAAAGGAGGGUGUGGAGGAGUUAAGUGGGAGGACACCCACCUUUUUUUUUUUCCAUUUACUUGGGAGCAGCACAAUGAGUUUACGUUUGCCUUAAAUGCAACAUGGAUGACCACCCUCUUGUUCAACUCCGUCUGUAUGAACCCGAGACUCUUCGCAAACUUGGUACUCCUACCUGUGCGCGCACCCACACACACAAACACAGUUCAAAUCAGAACCAAGCACAAUGUCUCACAAUCCAACUUUCUUGCAGAUGCAUCAUCGGUGAGCCCCCAACACCAUUUUAAACCAGGGGUCUCAAACCGGCAGCCCGGGGGCCAUUUGCGACCCACAAGACGAUAUUUUACGGCCCCCAUCUUAAUAUGGAAAGUUUGUUAGUCUGGCCCUUGAGGUUGAUAUGAAUGGCGCGUUUACAGUGUUGUGUGCAGGGGUGGUAAACUCACCAGUGGUUCUCUGAGGCCUGACAUCAACCGGACUUCAUGCAAUAAGAGAAACAUUUUCAGGGAUGAGAAUUUUCCGCCGAUCGGCGGAUUUCCGCCUUUUUAGACCAAAAUGACCAUUCUUCAAUUUCCACAAAUACAGUUAAAUUCAGUGUUGAAAUUAGUGGUUUUGGGGCUAACAAAUUGAAAUAAAAUCGCUUAGCUUUUGGGGGCUUCCCCCCCUGGGCCCCCAACGGGGCGCUGCCCCUGCACCCCGCUGAGGGCAUGCGGCCCAAAGACCCCCGGCUACUUUUCUGAGUUUUUUCUCAUUUGGCAUUCUCAUCCCUGCAUUUUUCAUUGAGUGAAAUUUACAGCAGCGUUGCCACGGACUUUUAUUAGUGGUUUUGCACAGAACUUGUUUAUAUCGGCGUCCUUGUUUAUAUUGUGUUAAAAAAUAAGAAAUGAAUUUGAGAUGAUUGGAUUUGUUUUUAUUUCUAAUUUAAAUUGCACGGAUGUGCAUCUGGUGCCCAGUUUAGCCAGAUUCUGCCUCCAGCGGCCCCAAGGAAAACUGAGACCCCUGCUUUAAACCACAUGGAGGCGCCAAGUUUGUGUGUUUGUGUGUGUGUAGAUCAUGUAAACUCCAGGAUGUGCAACCGUUUGCAUGAAUGUGUGUAACCGUUAUACUUAUGAUGUUCAACAUGAGCAGACUUGUUUAAAAAAUGAGCCUCUGUUAAGGUGAUGGAGAAAAAAAAGCAUCUUUUAUUAUACACCCAAGAAAUGGUGACUGUUCCAAUUGAGAUUUUGUACAUUUUGUGUUUUGUUCUCGUAUUAACCUUGAGGUGCUCCCAGUCCACCACAGUAACGUGUUAAGUUGUGGUGAUGGUGUCCGAACGGCAGGAAUCCAUCCCGAGUGUGUUAAACUUGUGACGAGCUUCUGUGCAGAGGUCCAAUCACGGUUCCUCUCUGGGUCCACUUGUUUCUGUCUGCAAUGCUGCAAAAGGGGACCAGUGUACAUAAUGUUAGAGGCCUUGCACUAACUUCACCGAAAACAUAACUUUCUAUCUGUGCAGGUGCCUGUUUAUUUAUGAAGGGCCUGUGUUAUGGUUGUUUUUAUAUUGGUUUGUAGUAGAAAGUUCUAUAGUAGUUCUGCUAUAUGUUCACUGUCAUGAUCCAGCUCAUGUGUGUGCAUAGCCUGGCCAAGCAGCUAAAAUGCUACCACAAAAUACAAAAAAAAAAAAAAAAAAAAAAACGGUCGUCAAAAUGUGACUAUUGGUCACUAGUACUAAUUAAGUGCCUGGUAAAUGAAGGAUAAUCUAAAAACUCUUCACUUUUGCUACAUGAAUAUAAUGCCUUUGUUCAUGAAACUGUUUUUACAUAUUGUUUGUGUAAUAUGUUUCAAUGAAUGGUAGGCACUCACAUUUUUUAAUCUGCUUCAGCAAAUGUCCACAGUUAUACAUGAAUAUAUACACAAGUGUACAUGCUGCUGUCAAUAAAGGGUCACAGUUU